This is a messenger RNA of Mastomys coucha (southern multimammate mouse), 1166 nucleotides long. RefSeq names its product Epstein-Barr virus induced 3 (gene Ebi3). Gene Ontology annotation, cellular component: external side of plasma membrane; membrane. Gene Ontology annotation, molecular function: protein binding; cytokine receptor activity. The transcript has 5 exons. NCBI's taxonomy places the organism in Eukaryota, Metazoa, Chordata, Mammalia, Rodentia, Muridae. The record is from RefSeq and is a predicted model, not a curated record. Gene Ontology annotation, biological process: cytokine-mediated signaling pathway. Bases 108 to 914 code for a protein of 268 amino acids.
CCUUUUGGGGCCCUCCCCCUACCUCAAGGCCUUUCCCCACACUCAGGGCAGCUGGUGACACAGUUGGGGUUCCCAUCACCAUCACCGUCUUCUGCCCCAUACACUGGAUGACUGAGCCACACUGGGCAGGUCCUUACAUGGGGCCAGGUUCCCUCUGCGGGUCCCCAGUCCUUCACCCUUUCUCUGAUGGGUCACUAACUUGGAUCCAACGAACAGAGCCACAGAGCAUGUCCAAGCUGCUCUUCCUGUCACUUGCCCUCUGGGCCAGCUGCUCCCCGGGUAACAUUGGGACAGCUCUAGUGGCUCUGAGCCAGCCCAGAGUGCAAUGCCAUGCCUCUCGGUACCCCGUGGCUGUGGACUGCUCCUGGAUGCCUCUCCAGGCUCCCAACUCCACCAGAUCCAUGUCCUUCAUUGCCACUUACAGGCUUGGUAUGGCCACGCAGCAGCAGAGCCAGCCCUGCCUACAACGGACCCCCCAGGCCUCCCGAUGCACCAUCCCCCACGUGCACCUGUUCUCCACAGUGCCCUACAUGCUAAAUGUCACUGCAGUGCACCCUGGAGGUGCCAGCAGCAGCCUCCUAGCCUUUGUGGCUGAGCGAAUCAUCAAGCCCGACCCUCCGGAAGGCGUGCGCCUGCGCAUAGCUGGACAGCGCCUGCAGGUGCUCUGGCAUCCUCCUUCUUCCUGGCCCUUCCCGGACAUCUUCUCUCUCAAGUACCGACUCCGCUACCGGCGCCGAGGAGCCUCUUACUUCCACCAGGUGGGACCCAUUGAAGCCACGACUUUCACCUUCAGGAACGUGAAACCCCAUGCCAAGUACUGCAUCCAGGUGUCAGCCCAGGACCUCACAGAUUAUGGAAAACCAAGUGACUGGAGCCUCCCUGGGCAAGUAGAAAGGGCACCUCAGAAGCCCUGAAGAGGAACUGGGUCCUUGAUAUCAGAGCCUGAUGUCGUCUACUAGAGGGUGGCUAGGUGCCCUGGUCUGAGUUCGAAUCCUGACUUUGCAUGUACUGAGCUGCUCUGAAGCAUUGGAGAAUGCACUUGACCUCUCCAGACCUCAAUUUCCAAACCCGUAGGGAUGAUCUUUCUCCUUCCAUCGGUGCAGGGCUUUGUGAACUUUAGGAGUGAUUUAAUUAGAAAAACUAAUUAAAUAAGAAUCAUCAUCAUG